Entelurus aequoreus (snake pipefish) is the source of this 2793-nucleotide messenger RNA. It is a transcript of the gene cdin1, whose product is annotated as CDAN1 interacting nuclease 1. Bases 188 to 1123 code for a protein of 311 amino acids. The transcript has 13 exons. NCBI's taxonomy places the organism in Eukaryota, Metazoa, Chordata, Actinopteri, Syngnathiformes, Syngnathidae. Gene Ontology annotation, cellular component: cytoplasm; nucleus. The record is from RefSeq and is a predicted model, not a curated record. Gene Ontology annotation, biological process: erythrocyte differentiation.
CCGCCGGGUUCCACCCCCUUGUGCGACACAUAGCCAAUCGUACACGACUAUACUCAGCUCAUGCUGGAUUUGACCAAUCAGAGCGCAGCACAGGAGUUGGUUACCACUUCAACUUCCUAGCGGGAAGCGGAAGAACCCGGAACUGCGUGGAGGAACGCCGAAUGAAUGAUAUACGCACUAAAAGAGGAUGAGACUCUCCCGAGCUGAAUACAAGGAGAUUGUCAGAUGGACAGAACAGCUGAAACCAACACGCCAAUGUAUGAGGAUGCUAAGAGAAAGAUUUUCCAAUCACUCGCAGUCCACUCUUCUGAGCAUCUUCUCCCUGGAGUACCAGAAACGAAUCAAAAGGACUAUCUCAAGGCACCAUGCACCUGAUGUCAUCGAAAGCCACUACCAAAGGUACCUGAGCAAGGCCAAAGCACAUCCCACCGCUCCCGUCUUGCUGGAUUUGGCCAAUGAGGUGGAUUUUUCUCCUGCACUGAUGGCUCGCAUCAUCCUGGACAGGUUCCUUCAAGACCUGGAGGGUGAAAUGCCCUCAAAAACAGUCCUCAACAACAUGCUGAAGGAGCCAUCGCUAAUCCCGGAUCAAACUUUGGCCAAGAAUGUCUACCAAUGCACAGUUAAUGACUGCUGUUAUGGACCACUGGUAGACUGCAUCAAACAUGCUAUUGGCCAAGAGCACGAAGUCCUGCUGUGUGACAAACUGAAGGAGAAGAAUCUGUCCUUUCUAGAUGAAAACCAACUGAGAGCUAGAGGCUACGACAAAACACCAGAUAUCAUCCUGGAGGUACCAAUUGCUGUGGAGGGACACAUCAUCCACUGGAUUGAGAGCAAGGCCUCGUUCGGAGACACCCACAGUCACCGCACCUAUCUCAACGAACAGUUCUGGAGCUACUGGAACAGGGUCGCGGGCAAGCUGGAGCCUAUCCCAGUCGAUUUUGGCAAGAGGCGAGGCACACCCGAGACUGGUCGCCAGCUAAUUGCGAGAUUCGGACCUGGGCUUGUCAUCUACUGGUACGGGUUUAUAGGAGAGCUGGACUGCCAAAGAGACAGAGGCAUCCUUCUCAAAGACUGCUUCCCUACAGACAUUGUCACCCUUGGCCACGCCGCCCAGCAGGAUUGAAAUCGAACGGAGAAGGUGGGUGUAGACAUCGGCAGGAAUGAGAGUGCAGGAUGACGAGGCAGGAAGGGAAGGGGGCAGUAACACCGGACUGCCGGAAUCCGGAAGUAAUUUAGCUUUCCUGCAUCGAGACGACUUGCCGCCCUGAACUCCGACUGACCCGAGUCUUUGCUACCUUUCUCGCUCCUUUGCUCAACUCUACAAAACGCCAUCUUUGAGGGUUUCUUGGUUCUCCCGGCCCCCGGUUGGCCCCUCUUGGCAAGGGUAAACUGAAGGACCAGAGCUGGACACAAGGCCCUUCCUUAUCACACCCAGAGUCCUGGCCUUUGUCACUCCUUCCUCUUCCGUUCCGUAAGCAGAUAAGCGAGGUGCGGUCCGUGGGGGUGGCUGGGAGGACGCCUGGCUUUUUCUCACCUGCGUCACUCAGUGCCCUCUCAGUCACUCUCCAAAGGGCUAAACAACAAAUGGUGGCUGAUUAAGACUAUGGCCUCACUGUGAACUCUCUCCUCCCUCGCCAUCCACUCUGUCGAAGAAAAUAUGUUAAUUCUCUAAUUAAGAUUAAUUGGCGGGACUUUAUUUGGCUGUGAUCUUCCACAUCUGCAUUGUAAUGUUUCAUAAUUUAGAAUGUAUAUUAAAAUGUCAUUAUUUACUGAUCCCAAGCCUUUCUUUUAAUUGUGUUCCAAAAGUCAAAGUUAUUGAAACCAUUUGGUGAUGUUCAUAUAUUAACCGAUGAAUGAAUGUCAUUUUAUACUUUCCAAACUCCAAAAUAUCAUCAAUUUUCCUGAAAAAACAAAAACCGUGUCAUCCCUAGAAAAUACUACUAUAGACUAUUAGCAGAGAUGUCUGGUUCUUCCUUUUAAAGAAUGGUAAACUAUUCUUUGUUAGCAAUAAAAUCUGUGAUUAAUGCAAGUUUUAUGUGUUCCGUGAAUUUAUGUGUAUGCAGCUUUACAACUGACUGUUGGGCAACACAUAUUGUUACAACCUCCAAAUUCUUUUAAGAGCAGACCUUAACAUUACUGGGCUCUGGUUAGAUCAAAAAAUAAAAUCUGACUAUAAAGUUGACUGAUUCUUUCAGAGGAAGAUAUGCGCUGCCUAUGGGUCACAGGACAUGGAAGCACAUGUAAAGGGUAAGAACAGUUAGUAUUUCACAUGUAUGUACUGUAACUAUCAAUCUAAAUAAUUCACAGCUUGCUAGCUAUCUGUCAAGCUAAUGUGUCUAUUGUGAUCUUUGUGUUACAACUUUGAACAUUUCAUCAUCUCUUCAGCAUUUGUUUGCGACGUCUGUCUUUCUAUUUAUUAAUGUCUAGCCAGGUGUCUAGCUAGUUAUCUAAUGGGAUAUAUACACUAUGUAUUGAGUUUUUGUGUCACUGCCUCAUGUUUUACGAGUUGUAACAUGUUUGUUAUGACAUUUGGCCAGCUAGCUAUAUUACUAGCAAACAGUUAUGUCGAUAGCUAGCAAGCUCAUAAGACAUGUAUGUUAUUAUGCACUAGCUAGCUAGCUACCAAAUAUGAUAUGGUAUAUAUAUGAAUGUGAAUUUUUGUUAAUAUAGUAUUCGGUAUGUAUAUUUGCAUCUGUUUAUGUAUCUAGCUCACUAGCUAUCUCGCUGAAAAUGUAUGCUAGGUAUUUAACUUCUCACCUCAAUGAUGGCAGCUUGGUUGAAAAACUUUGGCAA